AUGUGCAUAAAGUCUCUGAAAAUCAAUACAACAACAAUAAAUAUUUUCCCCACUGUCCAAGCAAAGUAUCAUUAUCUCUCUCCCGGCCACUUCACCAAAACAAACAAACCCUUCUUUCCCUUCUGUCACAGUUUCUCUCGCUUUCUUGAUCUCUCUAGCUCAGUCACAGCCAUGACUGCAAUCUUCUUGAUCAUUGCUGCAAUCUUUUCAGCAUUAAUCGUCCAUAUAUCUUCAUCUAACAUCCAUGUAAAUUCAUGCCGAUCUUAUUGUGGAAACAUUACUAUAGACUACCCUUUUUCCCUCCAAAAUGGCUGCGGUCAUCCUGGCUUUAGAGACCUGUUAUUUUGCAUGAAUGAUGUGUUAAUGUUUCAUAUAAGUUCAGGGUCAUAUCGUGUAUUAGAAAUAGACUAUGCUUAUCAAUCACUUACCCUACACGAGCCACACUUGUCGACAUGUGACACCAUUGUUCUUGGCGGCAAAGGCAACGGCUUCUCCGUCGAGCCCUGGCAGUCACCCUACUUCAAUCCAACAUCCGAUAAUGUGUUCAUGCUAAUUGGUUGCUCAGCUCAAUCACCGCUCUUCCAAGGUUUCCCGGGGAAGCACUUGCCUUGUCGAAACGUUUCAGGAAUGGGUUGCGAGGAGUACUAUGGGUGCCCAGCCUGGAGUCUCGUAGGGCACAGGCGUGUGGGCUCGACAUUUGGGUCCGGCCCGCCGGAGUGUUGCGCAGUGGCAUUUGAGGCAAUUAAAGCAAUAAAUCUGAGUAAGCUUGAAUGUGAAGGAUAUAGCAGUGCGUAUAGUCUUGCACCAUUAAGAGUUGACGGCCCAGGUGAAUGGUCUUACGGGAUACGUGUGAAAUAUUCUGUUCAAGGAAAUGAGGAAUUCUGUAGAGCAUGCGAGGCAACUGGUGGAACUUGCGGGUACGGUACUGAUGGGGUUAAGCAGCUGUGCAUGUGUGGGAAUUUCAAUUCCACAUCAAACUGUGACUCAGUUAGUGCAUCACAAACAAGAAGCAGAACAUGGAACAGGGUGGGCACAGUAGCAGGAACUUUGAUCAGCAUCUUUGCAUCGAUGGCUGCCAGUACUAGAUAUUGAGAUAGGAAAGAGCCACCAAUAUCAACUCAUGGAAAGUCUCUCAACUGCCCAAUUGAAACAAAAUGAGGAGAGAUACAAUACAAGAGAAAGUUUUUGAAGGAGAAAACUUGUUAUUGAACAAGAAGAAAGCAGACAUACAGAAUACAAAAAUAUUUUCGUCUUAUAUAUUUUAUUUAUCAAUUGCUACUUUCUUAUAAUUGUGUUGGUUAAAAUCUUCCUCUUAAGUUUCGUACCUCAUUUUGUAUAUUCUUUGUGAAAUGUAGCAUUAAUGCUCUUUUAGCACUUGGCCAACUUAAUGAAUAUCUUGAAUGUCCUUGGGGAAAAUGCACUUCAAUUGG
This is a messenger RNA of Ricinus communis (castor bean), 1430 nucleotides long. RefSeq lists its product as uncharacterized. Bases 1 to 1092 code for a protein of 363 amino acids. The transcript is spliced from 3 exons. NCBI's taxonomy places the organism in Eukaryota, Viridiplantae, Streptophyta, Magnoliopsida, Malpighiales, Euphorbiaceae. The record is from RefSeq and is a predicted model, not a curated record. Gene Ontology annotation, molecular function: polysaccharide binding.